UAAAGUUUCCUCAGAAAGACGCAAAUUUAUUUGUCUGAACACACGCUGACAUCCAGAGAUUCCGUGAUGUUUACAUCCGCUCUGCAGGACUGAAGAGUUUCCGCAGCAGGAUGGUCAGGAAAAGCGGUGCAGUGCGGCGUCCACUGAAGCAUUGCUCUCAAAUCUCAGCCCUGAAGCAACUUUCUCUGCUGGAUCGAGACUCUCCAGAACCUCCUGUAAUUCAGAUCGGUCCCGAUGAGAGUCCCGGCUGCACAGACCGGGUUUACCUGCAUGCCGCGGCCAUCUUUCAGAGCUCACACCUGGAGAAACCCGCCACUCACAGGCUCAUCAGCUAUGGGAAAAGGUCAGAGGUCAGCGUUCCUGACGCCCGGGAUGAGGCGUCUCAGCGGGCGGCCUACCAGCUCGCUUUCAAAACACUCAAAUAUCACCAGCUUUUAGAGGACGUCUUGAUGGACAGCUGCUUCUGCUUCUCACAUCCAAUGCCGGACAGCAGCAUGAGUCUGGUGGUCGUCCUGCUCACAGAUUUACUGGACAGGAAGUUCCUCCCACGUCGGCAAUCAGCCAAUCAGGAGGCAGUGAAGUUGGUCCGUGAGGUGGAGGCGUGCCUCCUGAGGUUUAAGACGAAGCUGGUGGCGUCGCUGGCUCGCUGUCGGAUCAAGCAUGACCUGCUGACGCUGGACAGAAUCCUGCCCGAGAACAUCCGACACCGACAGGAGAGAGAAACACACCUGCUGCUGUACACCUGGAUCAACACGCUGCUCAGCAGUGUGGAGGAGGUCAGUGAAGUGUUACACACAUCAGGCUUCGUCCGUGUUAAAUCUGUCGGGCAGCUGGAGGGACGAACCUUCUGUAAGGACCAGCACUGCCACGACCUGCUGGUGUUUCCCAACAGUGUGAAGAGGGAACUGAGUGACACCAGAUUACUGAGCGACUGCAGACUCGUCAUACAGGAUAAGUCUUGUUGUUUGGGCCCCUGUGCGCUGCACCCUCUGCUGGCUGCAGGUGGAGACGUCCUCAUGGCCGGAUGUUUCUCCGCUCAGACUGUAGCACAUGUUUCUGCAGCUGCUCUGUCUGCAUCUGCACACACACUCACUGAAGGACACACACCAAACACUUACAGUCAGACCGUUUUUGUGUGUUUGGGAGACGCACCGCAAUCGCACAAAGAGGAACUACAGAACUCUCUCUCCAAACUGGGCUGCAAGAAUGUGCAGCUGCUCUCGGCGUCUCUGGAGUCUCUGGAAGUGUGUGAUGUGCGUCUGCUGAAGGUCACUGUGCUGUUUCUGAUGCCGGCCUGUUCACUGUCUGCAGUCAGCAACCCUGUGGAUUACAUCAUGCAGGAGAAGAGAGACCCGCGGCUCCUGCUGGAUCUGUCUCAGGGUUCAGUCUCUCCAGAGAAACUGCAGACGCUCGCGGCUCAACAGAGGAAAGAGCUGCAGCACGCCGUCCACUUUCCUCAGGUGCGUGCGGUCCUGUACUCCACCUGUUCUGUUUACUCAGAGGAGAAUGAGGAGGUGCUGCAGACGGUUCUCUCACAAACACAAGAGGAUCUGCCCACAGCGCCACCCUACAGCUUGAGUUGUCCAGCUCUCCUACAGGACUGCAGCACUGAGGAUGAGGAGUCAGAGGAGAUGAAGAGCAGAUUCUUCACACUGGAGCCUUCAGAUCAUAAUAACGGCUGUUUCUUAGCGCUGCUCACACGACAGCUACAACCUGACGUGAAGGAGACGCCACAGGAAGUGCUCGCUCGCGCCGCAGCCAAAGGCUUACUAGACGGCCUUCAUCCAAACCAGCUAAUCAAGAAACAGCCACGCGGGAGGCGGAGUCACAGAGCACCUGCCAAUCAAAGACGCUCAGUGAAGACACGCCCACAUGUCACGCGGAGCGACCAAUCGCUCGUGGCGGAGUUUUUGAACCGUGAAAUGAAAGCAAGCCAAUCAGAGCCGGCAUUAGGCAAAAGUCGGAUUGCGGCGCACUUCGAUAAACCCACCAGUUCUCAAUGUCCCUCUAAGAGCAAUUUAUCAAGAACAGACUCCGCCCCCAGCUCCGCCCCUUUCUCCAGUUCACACCGUCUGUCUCGUUUGGUCACGGCUGCAGUUUCCACCAAUGAUGAUCACUCUUCUAUUCUGGUGACUCCGCCUCCUGCUGUUCCAAAAGGGCGACAUGAAGUGUUGCGCCCGGCAACCAUCUCAUUUCCUCCAGUUCUAUUUUCAAACAGUGUUUUUCCUCAGAGGUGGAGUCAAGCCCCUCCCUUCCACCCAAGCCCCACCCACUCACACAUGCAGUGGAGAGUCCGGACUCCACCCCUUUUUCAAGCGCCGAGCCUGUUCAGAGGCAGACUGAAGCAGCUGAGGCCGUGGCUCUGAUGCCAGAGAAAUAUUAUUAUUAAUAACCAUCAUUAUUACUGAAGUAAUUAAAACGCCACUGCCGUUACAUGCUAAUAAACACACGGAGAGAGACUUCUGUUUUGAUGUCAUUUAUUUCCACAACAUGUUACAUUUAUAUGGUGUAAAAAUGAGUGUCUUAGUGGUUGAUCUGGGGGUUUUAAAAUACCGUCAUGUGAGAAAUAACAUUCCCGUGUUGAUAUUUGACAUCUGAAGCGUAUAUU
This is a messenger RNA of Danio aesculapii, 2608 nucleotides long. RefSeq names its product putative methyltransferase NSUN7. NCBI's taxonomy places the organism in Eukaryota, Metazoa, Chordata, Actinopteri, Cypriniformes, Danionidae. The coding region runs from base 111 to 2366 and encodes 751 amino acids. Gene Ontology annotation, molecular function: methyltransferase activity. The record is from RefSeq and is a predicted model, not a curated record. The transcript has 13 exons.